This is a messenger RNA of Eublepharis macularius, 984 nucleotides long. RefSeq names its product olfactory receptor 1L6-like. Gene Ontology annotation, cellular component: membrane. The coding region runs from base 19 to 984 and encodes 321 amino acids. Gene Ontology annotation, biological process: G protein-coupled receptor signaling pathway. NCBI's taxonomy places the organism in Eukaryota, Metazoa, Chordata, Lepidosauria, Squamata, Eublepharidae. Gene Ontology annotation, molecular function: G protein-coupled receptor activity; olfactory receptor activity. The transcript has 2 exons. The record is from RefSeq and is a predicted model, not a curated record.
UUAAGCAUUUUGGUAUUAAUGAGCACUCGGGAGAGAGACAUGGAUAGGAAGAAUCAAACCAGUGCCACUGAGUUCAUCCUUCUGGGCAUCUCGGACAGGCCAGAGCUGCAGACACCUCUCUUUGUCCUCUUCCUAGUCAUGUAUAUUCUGACCGUAACAGGGAACAUUCUCACUGUAGUAGCAAUUCAAUCAGACGCUCACCUCGUCCAAACCCCCAUGUACUUCUUCCUCAGCUGCCUGUCUUUGGUGGAUGUGUGCUUUACUUCAAUUAUCAUUCCCACAAUGCUACUGAGCUUACUGAGUGGACACGGCCGAGGAGGCACCAUAUCUUACGCUGGUUGCCUUAGCCAGAUGUACUUCUUUUUGGCCUUGGGGAACACUGAUAGCUACCUCUUGGCAGCCAUGGCCAUUGACCGCUAUGUGGCCAUCUGCAACCCUCUCCAUUACACCACAGUCAUGAGCCAAAGGUUAUGUCUAAUAUUGUUAGCUGUGUCUUGCUCGAUCUCCCAUCUCCACUCCAUCCUCCAGACCACACUCACUUCCUUCCUUAUCUUCUGUGCAUCCAACACAAUCCCCCAUUUCUUCUGUGACAUCCAGCCCUUACUCAAGCUCUCUUGCUCUGACACCAGCACACAGGAACUGUUGGGAAUGACAGAGACAUUAGCUGUUAUCAUGACCCCGUUCAUGUGUAUUGUGGUUUCUUAUGCCCGCAUCCUAGUGACCGUGUUGAGGAUGCCUUCGGCUAAAGGAAAGCGCAAGGCUUUCUCCACCUGUGGGUCCCACCUAACAGUAGUCACCCUUUUCUAUGGGAGCAUUACCUGGGUUUAUUUCCGCCCCUUAUCCAGCUACACAGCCGUCAAAGAUAGGGUGGCUGCUGUAAUGUAUACGGUUAUCACCCCCCUGCUGAACCCUUUCAUCUACAGCCUGAGAAAUAAAGACAUGCAGAAUGCCCUCAAGAAGGUGGUUGGGCGAAAGGUCAAUUAA